Messenger RNA from Rotaria sordida, 2091 nucleotides. The record is from the annotation of a GenBank genome assembly. Lineage: Eukaryota; Metazoa; Rotifera; Eurotatoria; Philodinida; Philodinidae.
AUGCCUGAUAAUAAUCAACAUCGUCAAGCUACUUUAUUAGUUUGUAAAUAUCGCAAAUUACAAAUGAUCUCACCAUCGAUCAAUCAAAUAUAUUGGCAGUUCAAGGAUCUUUUUCGUAUGUUAGGUUGCCAAUGUGUAGUGAGUAUAUCAGACAUUUACUCGGCAAUUUAUUCCGCACGUUAUGAUAAAAAUAAUUUCUAUGAUUUGGGUGAUGGUGAAACAAUUCUGACCGAGAAUGGAAUUGAAAAUAUGAUAUCUCUAUUUCAAUAUUUUGAAAGUUUGAUCUUGAUAUGUGUUACUGAGCAUGACACCAAUACUGAUUUAUAUCAAGCAAUUAUCACGAACAAACAUCAGACAGCACCAUAUGGUAGCCGAGAAGAUCUUGAAUGGCGUUUCUCUUUUACUUGUAAUAAACUAUCAAUACAAUUGAAAAAAUUAACUGGUAUACAGGAUCAGCAUAGAACGACAUUUCUUCUCACAAUUGAUCGAAAGCUUAUUUCGAUGAAAUCCGAUCAUAUUAUUUAUGCAUGUUUAGAAACGAAAAUCAUUCAAAAUUUAUCGAGAGAUUUUGGUAAACGUUAUUUUGUCUCACCAGUCAUUACUCGAACAUGUCCAUUGGUCUUGGCUGCAUUCGAGAUAGAUUAUGUUGAACGGCGUGGAAAAGUUAAAUGGACGCAUAUAAAUCAUAAUUUGGAAUUUCAUCUUGAACAAUUGACACAAAUCUUUCAGAAUGCUCUGGGUGAUAGACAACUCGAAGUAGCUAUUGCAAAAUAUGCAGCUACAGAUUUAUAUCUCUGCGAUACAUGUGCUAUUGAUUCGAUCGAUGAUGAAAAUAACCAGCAAAUCGAUAAAUACGCCAUGGAAACGGAAUAUCCUUUUUGGGUGUUUGAUAAAACUGUUCUGCUUUGUACUGGUAAUGCCAAAAGUGAUACAUCGAGAGCAAUCAUAGCGACGUCCGCUCUAACUACUUUACUACAUAAGCGAAGGCAUAUACCAUUUGAAGAAGCCAAAUCAAUCGCUCGGCAAAAGAUGACUGAAUGCAAUGCAUUUCGAUCCGAAUUAAUUUCAACUGUGGCUGAUACAAGCUCUUCAGUUUAUUCAUAUUUGGAUCUCAUUUUUCCUACUGAGCAUCACUUGAUUGAAUCGAUGACUAUCUCUAUAGGAAGAAAUUGCACUGUCGAACGUGACCCUGAAGAGAAUACAUUUGCUACUAUUGCUGCAGAUCGAAUUGGUGAAGAUCGAAUCUAUCGAAAUCGAGUCCAAACACAAAAUCAUCGGUGCAAAAAUGAAACACCAUCAAGCAAUUGGAUGGAUCCAACAAUUGUCGAUAGCACCGAAAAUAUUCGCAUUGGUCAUAAUGCUGAACACUUCUUCUUUGUCUAUCUACAAAAACUAUACGGUAAAAUCGACGUAACACCAACUAAAAAUUGGCGUUCUUCAAACCGUCUCAUCGUUUAUCCCCAAUAUAGACGUAAUGUGGAUGAUUCGGUGGGUUAUGAUAUUGAAUUACAUGAUACACAGGAACACUUUGUGCAAGGAACUGGAUCAACAACUAAGACAUGUUAUUUCGAAGUUAAGGGCACAAGUGGAUCAUUUGAUAAAAUACAUACAGAAUUUCAUAUUUCUCAAAAUGAAUUUGAAACAUGUCAAGCCAUUGCAAAUGAUGCUCGAAGAAGAGAACAUGAAGAAUACUUCAUUGUUAUUAUAGAAAAUUGUCUCGAUUCAGAAAAAAUCGCUUUGGGAACUAUUAUCAAUUGGAGUAGUUUCUUAAAUGCGGUAAAAAGAAUGGUAAAUAGUUACCGAUGUACAAUUGCUUCGCCACCAACAACGAAUUCAGCUCAUACCAAUAAUAAAAUGACUGAAAAUGCUGUUGCUGAUCAUCAGCAAAAUCAAGGACAACGACAAUCGACGGCAUCCCGCGAUAAUCAGAGAAACUCAAUGCCACAAGCUGCACGAUCAAACGAUGAACCUUCGAGCUCUAAUCGUAAUAAUCCACCUGCGCACCAAAAUCAGCAACAACAAAACAGACAGUGUUACGGAAGAGGUCGCGGCUGGAAUCGAAAUUCUCAAUAUCCAAAUACGAGGAAUUGA